AAAACGGAAUGCGUAACCCUUUGGUGGUUAUGCUGCGUCUCUUAUUGAUUAUUGUGAUCCAUUGCUUCCUUUUCAUCUCACGUAGUUUUGGGUUCCUCUAAUAUGGAUUAGAUGAUUCGUAUUUUUCUGUAUCUAAUAUAGAUUAUAAUAUAGGACCAAUUUCAGUUAAACUAUCUUCUAAUAUAUACCAAUCAUAUUUCUAAAUAUGAGUAAAUCAGCUAAAACUUCAGAGCAUGAAGAAACGGAUGAGAAUGUUCUAUUCGAUGAUGGAUUUUCUGUAGUUGAUGAUACAGGUAUUGGAUCAGUGGAAGGGGACCAGGAGAAGACAAAUGAUGAAAAAAAGGAAGAAGUCGUCUCCAACAUAAAAAAGGAUAUUGCUAAAAAACCUGUGAAAGAUCACAAAGAUUCAGAGAGCAGUAUUAACAAAAUUGACAUCGAGGAUAACUCCGAAGUUAAGACGGAAUCAUCAAAAUCCUGUGGUGACAGCAGUACCCUCAUCUUAUCUAAUGAUGUAGAUUUGGGUACGGAAGUUCCAGUUACUGUCCACACCAAAGUUAAAGUUGAAAAAGUAUCAGAAGAACCAAAAGUAGGUGAAACCAAUCAAAAAGAAACUAAACUUGGAUCAUCUACUGAUGAAAAGAAUACAAAUGCAACAGUUAUUAAAAAACUGCAACGGAAGAAAGGAACUUCAUCAAGCUUUGUCUGGAUCGCUAAUAUUUCUAGCUCUGUUAAUGCUUCAAGUUUAAAAAAACAUUUUUCUGAUUGUGGACGAGUGAAUACAGCUAAAGUGGUUACAAACGGCAAAUUAUUUUUCGGCUAUGUUGAAUUUGACACUCCUAAGAUUGCCUUAGAAUGUGUUGAAAAAAUGAACAAUACAGUAUUGGCAGGAAAGAAGAUUUUAGUUAGCAGAAGUAGACCUGACGUCACUAAAAAAGGCCCAAAUGGACAAAAAAAACCUGUUAAAAACGACCAACAAUUGGUAAAGCAUAAUGAUGCCACACAGAAAAAAAAAGAAGAGGAAAUGAAUUCAGACAAGAAAGAGGAGAAAAAGGAAGUUGAAAAGCCUAGUGAUAAGAUAAAGAAGGAUGAUAAAAAGAAGACAGACGAGGAAAAAAAAAUUCCAGAUGAUAAAACCAAAUUGGAAGACAGUGAUAAGAAGAAGAAAUCAGAUGAGAAGCAGAGUGAUAAAAAAUCUAGAAGUGGCAAAGAAGAAUCAUCAGUUAAAAGUGAUGACCUAAAGCAGCGAAUGAAUGAAACCAAGAGAAAACUGGAUAUACUCCGGACCGAUUUGGAUAGAACCCAGAUUGAAGUUCGGAAUUUACGCAGACGUCUUAUGGGUGAGCAGAAAAAAUGUAAGGCUGAAGAGAUGCGCGCUGAAAGGUACCGGCAGCAGAUGAGAAAACUCGCAGAUGAACUCAAAGAAGCAAAGGAAGAGUUCAGGAAGGAAACACAUCGGUUGACCAAGAAGCACAAAUUGGAGUUGGAGAAGGCAGAGUUCGAUCGGGAGAGCUUCUUGAAACGAGAGGAUGAUCUUAGGAGACGCCAGGAGGAUCUCAGCAGGGAGUUCAAGAAAUUGGAGGAAGCAAAGAAGUCAUUUGAACAUUUGAAAAGGUCCAGGAAAUCCCGAAGCAUGUCACCGCCUUUGAAGAGGUUCCGAGGAAGGGAUGCUGCUUAUCCAGAUGUGUCACCACCACCACCACCUAAGUUAUCUGGAGACAUUCGUAAACCGUUGCUUGAUCGUCCACCAUCCAGUUAUUAUGAGGAAAAGAAAUCAAGGGGCAUAUACGAGCGGUUGGGAGACUAUGCUGACAAGGCUUUCUCAAAAGAAUCUAGUAAUGGUAGGUAUCGUAGUUCCUAUCCAGGGGAGGGCAUCAGUUCUUCAAAGAGCUCUUGGAGUCAGUUACCUUCAGAACCUUGGAAGAAGAAUUCAACCCAAAACACAAAUUUCCUGAAGCCAUACCUUGAUAGAUUUGGGGGUAAUAGUUACCAGGCACAGCCAUCAUCAUCAUCAUCGUCAUAUUACCCUCCGGGUACGGAAUAUCCCAAGCAUUUCGAUUCAUCUAGAAAGUACUAGUUUGAGCCCAAAGAUUUAUGUUGUUAUUUAUUACAGUAUUUCAGGUAAAGUCUUUUUUGUUGUCUGAGUUGCACAUGUUUUUCUUUACUCCCUUUGUGUUGCUCACUAUAUCUGAUUUUAUAUUCUUGGACAUUCUUAAUUUAAUCUUGAAUAAUUACUUUGCUGUAAUUCUUCAUUACAGUGUGUGAAAUCCAGAGGUAUUUAAAUGAUGUUAUGCUAUGUUAUGAUUUUGAAUAAAUUGUGAGAAACCA
Molecule: messenger RNA, 2325 nt
Organism: Coccinella septempunctata (seven-spotted ladybird)
Lineage: Eukaryota; Metazoa; Arthropoda; Insecta; Coleoptera; Coccinellidae
Product: glutamic acid-rich protein-like
Exons: 3
Coding region: 206-2074 (622 amino acids)
Biological process (GO): regulation of mRNA processing; regulation of transcription by RNA polymerase II
Cellular component (GO): nucleus
Molecular function (GO): RNA binding; sequence-specific DNA binding
Source: RefSeq, a predicted model, not a curated record